AUGCCUUUUUCUUUACGGCACAGAAGCGACUUAGACGACUUAGAAAAUGCCCCUAUGAUUCCCGAUCUGAUUUUAUUUUUCUUCCGUACCCUUGUCGGUGGAUUACAGGCAGACACAGGAGUAGAAUCAAGUCGUGAUGUGGUUGAGAGAAAAGCAAUGGCUUUGUCAUCGGAUGCCAUUUUUAACUGCAGUCGAGGGAAUGUCAAGCCAUGGAAGCAUCAAACCAUCGGGUUGGGAUUAGGAGCACUGACAGGAUCAAAGACCUUAAUUACCAUUAUGAAUCGCUUUGGACAUUGCAUCAGCUACGAUGAGGUGAAGGGACUUGAGACAGAAAUUGCCUACACAUGCUCCAACUGUGAUAGGGAAACCCCAGCAGGCCUUCAUUUGCUAGAUGCAUUAGGAACAGGAUUAGCAUGGGAUAACUACGACGUCAAUACAGAGACCCUUGAUGGUAAAGACACUCUUCACGCAACGGUGGGAAUAUGCUACCAAAACGAGCUGCCUUCAGAGCCAGUCCCCGAACCAUCAGAUUCUAAGUCACCCGGGACACUUUCUGGGCGGAAAAGAAAGAGCUUCGGCGGGAAGUAA
Molecule: messenger RNA, 588 nt
Organism: Strongylocentrotus purpuratus (purple sea urchin)
Lineage: Eukaryota; Metazoa; Echinodermata; Echinoidea; Camarodonta; Strongylocentrotidae
Exons: 2
Coding region: 1-588 (195 amino acids)
Source: RefSeq, a predicted model, not a curated record